Messenger RNA from Pipistrellus kuhlii (Kuhl's pipistrelle), 1566 nucleotides. RefSeq names its product protoporphyrinogen oxidase (gene PPOX). NCBI's taxonomy places the organism in Eukaryota, Metazoa, Chordata, Mammalia, Chiroptera, Vespertilionidae. Gene Ontology annotation, cellular component: mitochondrial inner membrane. The transcript is spliced from 12 exons. Gene Ontology annotation, biological process: heme biosynthetic process. Gene Ontology annotation, molecular function: protoporphyrinogen oxidase activity, oxygen as acceptor. The coding region runs from base 178 to 1497 and encodes 439 amino acids. The record is from RefSeq and is a predicted model, not a curated record.
UCAGAGCCGGGCCGUGGGGGCGGGGCGCUGGGGGGCCGCGCCGGGUGCGACCCGCGCUGAGUGGAGCGCGCCGAUAGCACGGGUGUGGCCGUCUCUUCCCGCGGGGCAUGGGCGGGAAGCCUCUGGCCUGCACCCCCGGGGCUCCCUCACUUCCUCUCGUGCGUCUCUUGGCUCCCGAUGGGCCGGACCGUGGUCGUGCUGGGCGGAGGCAUCAGCGGCUUGGCCGCCAGCUACCACCUGAGCCGCGCCCCCACAGCUCCCAAGGUGGUGCUGGUGGAGGGCGGCGAGCGCCUGGGAGGCUGGAUCCGCUCCGUGCGAGGGCCCGGCGGCGCCGUCUUCGAACUCGGGCCCCGAGGAAUUCGGCCCGCGGGGGCGCGGGGAGCCCGGACUCUGCUCCUGGUGUCUGAGCUGGGCUUGGCCUCAGAAGUGCUACCUGUCCGAGGAGACCACCCGGCUGCCCGCAACCGGUUCCUGUACGCGGGCGGGGCCCUGCACGCGCUGCCCGCCGGCCUCAGGGGGCUGCUCCGCCCGUCGCCUCCCUUCUCCAAGCCUCUGCUUUGGGCCGGGCUGAGGGACCUGACCGCCCCGCAGAGCAGAGACCCUGAUGAGACUGUGCACAGCUUUGCCGAGCGCCGCCUGGGACCGGAGGUGGCUGCUCUGGCCGCGGACAGUCUCUGCCGCGGAGUGUUCGCAGGCAGCAGCCAGGAGCUCAGCGUGCGGUCCUGCUUUCCCAGCCUCUUUCAAGCCGAGCAAGCCCAUCGCUCCGUGUUACUGGGGCUGCUGCUGGGGACAGGGCAGAGCUCACAGCCAGACUCGGCACUCAUUCGCCAGGCCCGAGCUGAACGCUGGAGCCAGUGGUCACUCCGAGGAGGGCUGGAGAUGCUGCCCCAGGCACUUACUACCCACCUGACCGAGAGGGGGGUCACUGUUCUCAGAGGCCAUCCGGCCUGUGGGCUCAGCCUCCAGGCGGGACGCUGGAAGGUGUCUCUGGGGGACAGCUGCCUGGAGGCCGACCACGUGAUUAGUGCUCUUCCAGCUUCAGUGCUCAGCAAGCUGCUCCCCGCCGAGGCCGCACCUCUCGCGCGCGUCCUGGGCACCAUCCGGGCUGUGUCUGUGGCCGUGGUGAACCUGCAGUACCAAGGAGCCCAGCUGCCAGUGCAGGUGAUGCUGGGAGGUUCCUGGUUACAGGCGCUGGAGGCCAGGGGCUGUGCCUUUUCUCAGGAGCUGUUCCAGCAGCAGGCACAGGAAGCAGCUGCCACACAGUUAGGACUGAAAGAGCCCCCGAGUCACUGUCUGGUCCAUCUGCACAGGCACUGCAUCCCCCAGUAUACACUCGGCCACUGGAGGAAACUGGAGUCAGCUGCCCACUUCCUGGCUAUUCACCGGCUGCCCCUGACCCUGGCUGGAGCCUCCUAUGACGGAGUGGCUGUCAAUGACUGUAUAGAGAGUGGGCGCCAGGCAGCAGCCCGGGCCCUGGGCUUAGAACUUGACCCAUGAUCUCCACACCUCACCUUGCUGUCCCUGCUGGUUGGGACUCACCGGGAAAAUAAAAGUUGUGGGAGAUUG